GGUAUUAGUAUCAUUAUUAUAUGCUAACUAUUUCAAAAUUCAAAUAUUAUAGGUAUUAAUUAAAAUAAUUUAACUGAAAAAUAAACAAAAUACUAUAUAAAAGCUGAAAGGUUAAAUUAAUGAAUGGACGUGAUUGUGGCAAUGAUAUCACUAGUUUGUCUCUAUAUCCACCUUUCACGGACUAACUUUGAAUCAUUCUGCUAUAGAAUACCAUGAAACCAAAUCAUAGAACGAAGAGUAAGAUUAAGUUGUUUUGAUAUCUAAAAGAGAAAGGGAGAGAGACAAACUAAAGGAGAUCUAUCGAGAGAGAGAAAGAGAGAGAGAUGGAGAAGUACUUGAGAGAGAACUUUGAUGUUGAUGCAAAGAGACCAUCUGAAGAAGCUCUAAGGCGAUGGAGAUGUGCUGUUUCUGUGGUUAAGAACCCUCGUCGAAGGUUUCGUAUGGUUGCAGAUCUUGCCAAGCGAGCUGAAGCUGAAAGAAAACGUAAAAAGCUUCAGGAAAAGAUUCGAAUAGCUCUCUACGUGCAAAAAGCUGCAUUGCAUUUUGUUGAUGCUGUUAAUCGAGUCGAGUACAAGCUCUCCAACGAUGUAAAAGAAGCUGGCUUCUGUGUGGGACCUGAUGAAUUAGCUUCCAUUGUUCGAUCCCACGAUUCCAAAUCCUUGGGAUUGCACGGAGGAGUUGAAGGACUAGCCAGACAUAUUUCUGUGUCUUUAAAUAAUGGGAUCGUGUCUACCGAUGUUCCCAACAGACAAAAUAUAUAUGGUCUUAACCAACAUGCAGAGAAACCUUCUAGAUCUUUUUGGAUGUUCGUUUGGGAAGCUCUGCAUGAUCUAACACUGAUUAUUCUCAUGGUUUGUGCUGCGGUUUCUAUUGGCGUUGGUAUUGCUACUGAAGGCUGGCCAAAAGGAAUGUACGAUGGGCUUGGAAUAAUCCUUUGUAUUUUCCUGGUAGUAAUCGUUACUGCAAUUAGCGACUUCAAGCAAUCUUUGCAAUUUAAGGUCUUAGAUAAGGAGAAGAAAAAUGUACUUGUUCAAGUGACCAGAGAAGGAUGUAGACAGAAGGUUUCCAUCUACGACUUAGUGGUUGGCGAUAUUGUUCAUCUAUCCAUUGGAGAUGUAGUUCCUGCAGAUGGGGUUCUUAUUUCAGGCCAUAGCUUGUCAGUUGAUGAAUCCAGCUUGUCAGGUGAGAGUGAGCCUGUGGAUUUAAACAAGAAAAGGCCGUUUCUACUUUCAGGGACAAAAGUGCAAGAUGGGUAUGGUAAGAUGCUAGUGACAGCAGUUGGGAUGAGGACUGAAUGGGGUAGAUUAAUGGCUACUCUAAGUGAAACUGGCGAAGAUGAGACACCAUUGCAAGUGAAGCUUAAUGGGGUUGCCACGAUUAUUGGGAAAAUCGGUUUAGUUUUUGCAGUGAUGACAUUUUUGGUUCUGAUGGGAAGGCUUGUAAUGAUAAAGACAGAUAAUCAAGAGAUCACAAAAUGGUCUACAUCUGAUGCAUUACAGGUUUUAAAUUUCUUUGCUAUAGCUGUUACUAUAAUUGUUGUUGCAGUUCCUGAAGGGCUUCCUCUAGCUGUAACACUAAGUCUAGCAUUUGCAAUGAAGCAACUAAUGAGAGAUAAAGCCCUAGUGCGACAUCUCUCUGCAUGUGAAACAAUGGGUUCUGCUACUUGUAUUUGCACUGAUAAAACUGGGACAUUGACAACAAAUCAUAUGGUGGUUAAUAAAAUAUGGAUAUGUGAAGAAACAAAAUUAACAAAACAAGAUAAUAUCUUGUCUUCUAUUUCUAAAGAAGUGCAGCAAAUCCUUCUGCAGUCUAUAUUUCAAAACACUGCCUCUGAGGUAGCCAAAGGAAAAGAUGGAAAGACCAACAUUUUAGGGACACCAACAGAGACAGCAAUACUGGAGUUUGGAUUGCAUUUGGGAGGUGAAUUUAAAAUCCAUCGCCAUGAGUCUCAUAUUGUAAAGGUUGAGCCUUUCAAUUCUGUGAAAAAGAAGAUGUCUGUGCUUGUUUCUCUACCUAACAAAAAUGGGUUUCGAGCAUUUUGCAAAGGUGCCUCAGAAAUAAUACUGAAAAUGUGUGACAAGGUCAUAGCUAGAGAUAGCAAGCCAGUGAAGAUGUCUGAAGAACAAAGAAAGAAAAUCACAGGUGUCAUAGAUGAUUUUGCAAGUCAAGCUUUAAGAACUUUGUGCUUGGCUUUCAAGGAUAUGGAGAAACCUCCAAGUGGGGAUUGUAUUCCUGAAGACAACUAUACAUUAAUAGCUGUGAUUGGAAUUAAGGAUCCUGUAAGACCUGGGGUAAAGGAAGCUGUAAAGUCUUGUUUAGAGGCAGGGAUUAUUGUGAGGAUGGUCACUGGUGAUAAUAUCAACACUGCCAAAGCCAUAGCUAGGGAAUGUGGGAUCUUGACAAAUAAUGGCUUAGCAAUUGAGGGCCCAGAUUUUCGUAAAAAAAGCCCUCAGGAAAUGCAAAAGAUAAUACCAAAACUUCAGGUUAUGGCUCGCUCCUCUCCUUCAGACAAGCAUAUAUUGGUAACCCAAUUGAGGAAUGUGUUUAAAGAAGUUGUGGCAGUGACAGGAGAUGGGACUAAUGAUGCUCCUGCCUUGGCCCAAGCAGACAUUGGGCUUGCCAUGGGUAUAGCAGGAACUGAGGUUGCAAAAGAAAGUGCAGAUGUUAUAAUAAUGGAUGACAACUUUACUACUAUAGUGAAUGUCGGAAGAUGGGGUAGAUCUGUUUAUAUUAAUAUCCAGAAGUUUGUUCAGUUUCAGUUAACCGUUAAUGUGGUUGCCCUAAUGAUUAAUUUCAUUUCAGCUUGUGCCUCAGGUGAUGCUCCACUUACUACAGUGCAACUGCUAUGGGUGAACUUGAUAAUGGACACUCUUGGUGCACUGGCAUUAGCUACAGAGCCUCCUAAUGAUGGACUCAUGAAACGACCUCCAAUUGGAAGGAAUGUAAAUUUCAUCACAAAGAUUAUGUGGAGGAACAUUAUUGGACAGAGCAUCUAUCAGAUUAUUGUUCUUGUAAUCCUUCAGUUUUAUGGGAAAGGCGUUUUGAAGCUAAAAGGUUCAGAUUCAACUGACAUCCUCAACACUUUCAUUUUUAACACCUUUGUCUUUUGCCAGGUGUUCAAUGAAAUAAACAGCAGAGAUAUGGUGAAGAUAAAUGUAUUUCAGAAAAUUUUUGAUAGCUGGGUAUUCUUAGGUGUAAUGGUUUCGACAGUAGGUUUCCAAAUUAUAAUGGUAGAAAUUUUGGGACCAUUUGCUGAUACUGUUCCAUUAAGCUUGGAGUUGUGGUUAUACAGUAUCUUAAUUGGAGCUGUAAGCUUAAUUGUUGCAGUUGUUUUGAAGUGCAUUCCUAUUCAAACUGACCAAACCAACAAGCUUGCCAUUGGUCAUGAUGGUUAUGAGCCGCUUCCUAAUGGUCCAGAUAUGGCAUAAGAGUUUACUUCUUCUUUUGUUUUUUAUUUUAUUAUUGCUUAACAAAAGGAUUUAGAGCAGAAUUGUAUGCUUGGAACAUGAAAUUAAACUUGAGAAUUUUGUUUCUUCUUUAUUCUUUUUAUGCCAAUCUCAUUGCUUCAUUUC
Molecule: messenger RNA, 3572 nt
Organism: Manihot esculenta (cassava)
Lineage: Eukaryota; Viridiplantae; Streptophyta; Magnoliopsida; Malpighiales; Euphorbiaceae
Product: putative calcium-transporting ATPase 11, plasma membrane-type
Exons: 7
Coding region: 324-3428 (1034 amino acids)
Biological process (GO): calcium ion transmembrane transport
Cellular component (GO): intracellular membrane-bounded organelle; membrane
Molecular function (GO): calmodulin binding; P-type calcium transporter activity; ATP binding
Source: RefSeq, a predicted model, not a curated record